Messenger RNA from Mercenaria mercenaria, 2910 nucleotides. RefSeq names its product amiloride-sensitive sodium channel subunit alpha-like. Gene Ontology annotation, biological process: sodium ion transmembrane transport. The record is from RefSeq and is a predicted model, not a curated record. The coding region runs from base 46 to 1914 and encodes 622 amino acids. The transcript has 14 exons. Gene Ontology annotation, molecular function: ligand-gated sodium channel activity. Gene Ontology annotation, cellular component: membrane. Lineage: Eukaryota; Metazoa; Mollusca; Bivalvia; Venerida; Veneridae.
UAUUAUGAAAAUACAAAAGAGCGGAAAAUAUUUUGAAAAAGGGAAAUGAGUUCGGAUAAAACGAGGAUGAAAGGGCGUGUAACAAAGACAACACCGACGAAAGACAAAGAGGUGAAGAAGGUAUGCGUGAAACCUUUGAUGCCUGAACAGAGACUCAAUUCUAAUAAUAAUGACGAUGUGGCUCUAGACACCAUUUCUGGUAGUUCUCCAAAAGAAAAAACUCAACUGACUGGAUCAAUACAUGACAUUCUUGGGAAAAUGAAAGUACCACCUGACUGUCAAGACUCAAAAGCAGGUAAACUAGCAGCUGACAGAUGGAGACAGAGAAGCGCCAAGCAGGUAUAUGACGACUUCUGCUCUGAGACAAGCUUUACUGCCUUGACAAGAAUACAUAAAGCAUCUCACUGGUACAAAAGGAUUCUGUGGACGUUUGCAUGUCUGUCGAUGCUAGUAUGGCUUAUAAUACAGAUUACAUGGCUAUUCCAGAAGUACCUAAGCUAUCCUGUUGAAGUAAAGAUUGAAGUGGAAGCGGUUCCAAAUCUUAUAUUUCCAAGUGUUACUAUCUGUAAUCUGAACCCUUUGAAGAGAAGCAUGAUGGGUAGAGGGCCGUUCAAAGAUAUUUCAUACUACUUCAAAUUGGAUGACUCGGAUAUCCUGUAUGAUGAUUUCAUUAAGGAACGAAGGAGAAAGUGGCUAGAAGAAAAUGAGACAUUUCAUGACGACGAGGAACACCUGAGGAAUUAUAUGAAGAAUAACUCUUUCAACAGAUGGAAUAUCCUGGAAAAUGAUACAGACAUUGCUAAAGAAUUUUACUCAGAACUUGACGAUUCAUUUAUCGCUUCAUUUGCAUAUUCGUCGGUGGCUGCGACUAUGCGCACACGUAGGUUUAGACGGUUUGGACACCAGAAGCGUGAUUUAAUAUUGUCUUGUUCGUGGCAAGGAAUGUCGUGCUCUCCUGCGAACUUUACAUACCACAGAAGUCAGUUCUAUGGAAACUGCUACACGAUCAACACGUUUGACAAUGGAAAAGCUGCUCUCUCGACAAACUACGCCGGACCGUUAAUGGGUCUUGCAUUGGAGCUAAAUAUUGAACAAGACGAGUAUAUUGCUGCAUUGAGUGCUGAUGCUGGAGUAAGAAUAACGAUCCACCCUCGAGGGAUCUAUCCAUUUCCUGAGGAUGAGGGGAUAUCUAUUCCUCCGGGAUUCAAAACUUCUAUCGGCAUAGCAAAGACUGAGCUGACCCGUCUAACCCCGCCCCACGCUGAUUGUGGAAACAGUGGACCUGACGUUACCAACUUGUAUUCGAGAGAUUUUGGAACUUCAUAUUCCAAACAAACAUGCCUGAAAUCCUGUGUCCAGCAACAGCUGCUUGACAUCUGUGGAUGCGUGUCCUCUUAUUUUUACGUACCUGAAAACGUCUCCAUAUGUUCGUUCACUGGAGGUGGAAAUGAAUCGAUUUGUGUGAAGGACACAAUAUGUGCACAAGUUGACGAGUGUAAUCGCAGAUGCCCGACUCCUUGUCAAGAGACCAAGUAUGAAUUCACUUCGUCGAUGUCAAAAUGGCCGUCUGAAAAAUAUGCGGAUCACCUGGACACCAGAAUUAGUAAAUCAAUGAGUAGAUUUAUGGACAAAAAUGGCAGUGCAGACAGUGAACACACGUUGGCUAAGGUAGUUAUAUACUUUCGAGAGCUCGUGUAUGAAAAAAUUGAACAGCAGAAAGCAUAUGAAUCACAGAAUUUGAUUUCCGAUAUUGGUGGACAACUUGGACUCUGGCUCGGUCUGUCUGCAAUUACAGUGGGUGAACUCAUUGAGUUCUUUGCGUCACUGGGGAAACUGAUUUGUGCCAACGUUUGCAAGAAGAAAACAAAACCUGACAAAGUUGGAUUAAGAAGGCCUUCUCUGGACAUACCAUGAACAAAAGACUGCAGCAAUGAAAUCACACCAAUUUAUGUUUUCAUUGUCUUAAAAUAUUAGAAAAUAGUUCUGGUAUUUUGUGUUUUGUUCAUGGUUUUAAAUGAUGAAUCGCUUUGAGUGUUUUAACGUAUUGUUCAAAAUAAUUAUGAUGUUACUCAACCAGUAUUCCCGUUUUCAUAUUCGUACACUAUUCGAAAGUAUACCAUUCGAAAAUGUAUAUUUUUGUUAACGAUUACAUUAUUAUGAAGUCUCACACUCAUUUUUAUCUGACCUUAUACAUUUUAAUUUUGUUAGCACUUUCUCAGAUUUGGCAAACUUAAAUAGAGAGAUCAUAGUUUUAUGUUAAACGUUAAGCAUUAUAUUUAAUAAGAUAAAACAUCCAGAUCAAAAUUUGUCUACAAUAUUUCCAAUUACCUAUCACAAAUGUAGUAUAUUUUCAAGUACCGAUUUAAAAAGGAAAUGUAGUAGUCGAUUAGACAAAAAUAAGCAGGUUGAUAUGAGUGGAAACAUCUAUCGUUCGACAGUAAUCUUCAUUUGAUAAAAUUAAUGUUGAUAUUUUCUUCAUAGUUGAUUAGUUCUCCAAGGUUUAUAUUAAAUGAUAAACGUCCUUAAACAGAACUGUUCAACAAAUGCUCAAUAGACGUGGAUGUACUCUUGGAACAAUUUGUUUGUUUUGGGUUACGCGCCGAUUAAAAACCAAAACGGUGUUCUUGGAUUUUGUGGCAGUACUAAGUUGUUCUUUGCCGGGAACAGCCACAUUCUCCACAUGGAUCAGAGAUGGAAGACGAAUGAUGACAGACACAACAUCUUUUAUCAAAUCGUCAUGUAGAUUGUUCGCCUCUUCCGGGGAUCGCACUUACGACCGCGCUAUUCACAGACCUUCACUUUCCUUAUUGAGCGGACUUACUUUAAAGCAAACUGUAAAUCUAUGUUUGUAUAUUUUAUGUAUGGACUCAACAGGAUUUGAUUAAAUAAAUCUACAAUACCAGAAAUGCA